UGACCCUACGCGGCUCUGGAAGAAAAAGAGCAAACAUACAAAAUUGAGCCAACCCACCUUUGCAUCACGUGGUCUUCGCCACAUGCGUAGAAUUAGUAAACACUACCCUUUUCUACCGUCCUGCUCCUCAUUCCUCAGACGAGCAUUGCUUCUGCAAAUGGGUGUGCGUUUCUUCUCCAUCUUCAUCCUCUUAGCCAUCACUCCUUCACUCUAUGCUCAAGAAGACGAUGCACAAUUUACGGAGUGCACUCCUCCCUUCACUUGCGGCGGCUUCGAUAACCUUUCUUAUCCUUUCUGGAGCGACGAUCGACCUCAAUAUUGUGGGGAGGAGGGUUUCAAGCUUAGAUGCAAUGAAACUGAUCGGCACCCUGUUAUAGAGGUUAAUGGGGAAGAGUUCCAAGUUCUCAGAAUCAGCCAAUCAGCCCAACUCCAGAUGACCAUUUCGCGAAUAGACUCCGGCAACGGUUCUUGCCCCACGUCCUGGGAUUACAGUCUCUUUCAUCCAGCUGAAACUGUUGUGAAUAUGACUCUGGUCGGUAGCUGCUCUAAAUUGCCUCGCUUAAGGGGAAGCAACAAUGCUUCACAAAGAAUUCAGUGCACCUCUGGUGGUAAGCCGACAUUCUACUUGUUCUUGGGGGAGAACGAGACAAAUCCCACGGAUUGUGGAAAUAUAGUUGAAGUUCCUGUUCAAAAGAAGGGCCUUGAUGAAUUCAACUCAGGAACUGUGGGUUUAAGUGAAUUGUUAAGGACAGAAUUUGAUGUGGAAUAUCUUGCGAACGGGGAUUAUUGUUCGAAAUGCUUCAUGUCAGGUGGAAGUUGCGGAUCCAAUUCGACUUCAUCAUCACAGAGAUUUGUUUGCUUCUGCCCUGACGAGCCUUACGAUUUUAAAUGUGGAAAUUCUGGAAGGGAGGCAUCUUUUGCUGCAGAAAACCGUAAGCUGAUUAUAGUUGUCACCACUAUGGGAACUGGAGUAUUGCUUACUUGUAUCUUGAUGAAUUUUCUGAAGAAGAAGAAGUCUCCUAUAAUACCAAUGGGGGUUUUCAAGAAGGUAACAGAAACUGACCGAGAUAUUGAGGAUUUCAUCAAAAAUCAUGAGAGUCUAGCUCCCAAAAGAUACAGUUUUUCAGAUGUGAAGAAAAUGACUAAUUCAUUUAAAGAAAAACUUGGCCAAGGUGGUUAUGGAGAUGUGUACAAAGGGACUCUACCGGAUGGCCAUCUAGUAGCUGUGAAAGUCCUAAAUGCAUCCAAAGGGAAUGGGCAAGAAUUUAUCAAUGAGGUGGCAAGCAUUAGUAGAACUUCUCAUGUUAAUGUUGUUACACUUCUAGGAUUUUGUUUACAGGGUCAAAAGAGAGCUUUGAUCUAUGAGUUUAUGCCAAAUGGAUCUCUAGAAAAGUUCAUCUUCAAGAAGAGCACUUUGAAGGCCAAUCAACACUUGGGAUGGGAAAAAUUAUACCAGAUUGCAAUUGGAAUAGCUCGAGGGCUUGAGUACUUGCACCGUGGAUGCAACACAAGGAUUCUCCAUUUGGACAUAAAACCUCACAACAUUCUUCUUGAUGAAGAUUUUUGCCCAAAGAUUUCUGAUUUCGGUCUCUCAAAACUAUGCACUCGAAAGGAUAGUAUUGUGUCAAUUCUGGAGGCUAGAGGGACAAUUGGUUAUAUAGCUCCGGAAGUCUUUAGCAGAAACUUUGGAGCUGUUUCACAUAAAUCUGACAUCUACAGCUACGGAAUGAUGGUCUUGGAAAUGGUUGGAGGAAGGAAGAGCUCUGAAAUGGGACUAAUCGAUAGCAGUGAGAUAUAUUUUCCUCACCAGUUUUACAAGGACCUAGAACUAGCAAAUGAACUUGAAUCGCAAGGUCUCAGGACCACAGAAGAAUCUGAAUGUGAGAAAAAAAUGAUACUGGUCGGCCUCUGGUGCAUCCAAACAAACCCUUCUGAUAGACCAUCGACAAACAAGGUGAUCGAGAUGUUGGAAGGGAGUAUAGAAGCCUUGCCAAUUCCACCCAAGCCUUUCCUGUCUUCUCCUCCAGUGUCACCGCUAUCUUCUGCCACCGCAUCCAUGUUAGUAUAAUUUAAAUACUUUUUGUUCCCAUUGAGUGGGUUUAUGUAACUGAAUAGUGCCAUUGCCAGUCUUUAUGUAACUGAUAUAGUGCCAUUACCAGUCUCAUGGAUGGUUCAUGUAUUAAGAUAUUAGUAGAAAACCAUGUUAUGUAGUAUUUCAUGUAUUUGCAAGAAGUAAGCUCUAUUCUUUAAAUUC
Messenger RNA from Rubroshorea leprosula, 2254 nucleotides. The record is from the annotation of a GenBank genome assembly. Lineage: Eukaryota; Viridiplantae; Streptophyta; Magnoliopsida; Malvales; Dipterocarpaceae.